Molecule: messenger RNA, 879 nt
Organism: Microcebus murinus (gray mouse lemur)
Lineage: Eukaryota; Metazoa; Chordata; Mammalia; Primates; Cheirogaleidae
Source: RefSeq, a predicted model, not a curated record
CCUGGGGUUUGCAGAGGAGGGGUCCCCGCAGUUCUGGACCCGGAGUCGGGAGUCAUCGCGGGGAUCUCGGAAGUUCCACGGCCGGGGCGCGCGUCCCGAAGUUGGGGUGCGCACUGGUGUGUCCUGAUGCGGGUGAGGGCUGGAUCCUGAAUGCGCGUCAGGCCCCCCUGAAGUGGGGCGCGUGGGAUGGGGCCUCGCCCCCCGGCCUGAUUGGGGAUUCCUGUCACCGGGUGGUGUCGGACUCCCCCUCCGGGAGCCCCGCGCCCGCCCGGUGGCGUCCGAGGCGCAUGACUAGUUGGGGCCGAGCCGGCGGCUCCUGCCACCCGUCCGGCUGCCGCUUAGAGCCUUCCCAGCCCGGCCUGACCAAUGUCCACGGCCAGCCCAUCUUCAGCACGCGGGCGCACGUGUUCCAGAUCGACCCGGCCACCAAGCGGAACUGGAUCCCGGCGGGCAAGCACGCACUCACCGUCUCCUAUUUCUACGAUGCCACCCGCAACGUCUACCGCAUCAUCAGCAUCGGCGGCGCCAAGGCUAUCAUCAACAGCACCGUCACCCCCAACAUGACCUUCACCAAAACCUCGCAGAAGUUCGGGCAGUGGGCGGACAGUCGGGCCAACACUGUCUACGGCCUCGGCUUUGCCUCCGAGCAGCACCUGACCCAGGUGGGCCUCGGAGACGGGUGGAGGGAGGGACAGGGCUGGGCCCAGGUCUUCUCCUCCUCCGGGCGCUGGGGGGCCGAGGCCAGGUCCCCGGCCUCUAUCUCCUUGAGGAAUAGGCAGGCCGAGUGUGAUGAGCCAGAAUGCCGGGUGUGGGGGCUCACUCCUGUAAUCCCAGUACUUUGGGAGGCCAAGGUAGGAGGAUCAAAUUGAGCCCAGGAGU